UAUGGACAGAAAGAAAGCAGAAGAACAACUAUUGAAACCUGACACUCCUCCGGGAACUUUUCUCAUAAGAGAGUCUAGAGGAGGAAAUUCCCUUGUGCUAUCAGGUAGAGACUUUGAUCCAAAGACAAAUAAUGCGUGUGUAAGACAUUACAGAAUACGUCGGUCGAAUAACGGAGGAUUCUAUAUCAGUCGAAAGAGAAUUUUUGACAACAUGCUUGAUCUGAUCUUCCACUACCGAGGUGAUGUAACGGACCUAUUCUACGGUAAAUUGAAGAUUCCGGACACAGAGAUUCAACCUCUUGUAGAGUUCAGGGAGCUAGAGGUGUCGCGACAGUCGGUGAAACUUCUCGAGAAACUUGGAAGUGGUAGUUUUUGCAGAAGUUUAUCUUAGUAAUUUGCAUAAUACAGUAGACGUGGCUGUGAAAAGGUUGAAGCAAGGUAAGAUGACGGAUUUCCUGGCCGAGGCGAAGAUCAUGCAUCAUUUAAGACAUAAUAAACUGUUACAGCUGAUGGCAGUGUGUACAGAAUCAGAACCUAUCUGGAUUAUAACUGAGCUCAUGAGUAAAGGGACGCUAUUAGAUUAUUUACGCUAUGAUACAGACAGAACCAUUGACUUCAAUUCAUUAGCUUAUAUGGCUGGCCAGAUAGCAGAUGGUGUGGCUUAUAUGGAAAGUAAGAAUUAUGUACACAGAAAUCUGAGAGCUGCUAAUAUUCUUGUUGGUGAUCACAACAAAGUUAAGGUGGCAGGUUUUCGUCUGGCAAGAUCGAUUCAUGAAAGUUUUGAUGACUCGCAUGAAAAUACAAAGUUCCCUGCAAAAUGGACAGCACCUGAAGCAGCAUUUACAAAAAAAAUCAGCAUAAAAUCAGAUGUAUGGUCAUACGGUGUGUUGUUGUAUGAACUGAUUACUUUUGGAAGAGAUCCCUACGCUGGUAUGGACGGACUCGUGGUGCUAAAACGAUUAGAAGCAGGAUUCAGAAUGGACAAACCAAGGCCGUAUCAUAUUCCUUGUCCUGACCCUUAUUAUGAGAUAAUGCUAAAAUGUUGGAACAGGAUUGCAGACAGUAGACCAACAUUUGCUUUUCUCCAAGAUUACUUCUACAACUAUAUGAUUUAAGCAGGUAUAAUUCAUGGUGGUUUACCUACUCUGAAUUAUUUUGGAUCAAAUCAGCUUCCCAGACUAUCGAUGAACAUAAAAUGGAGUGUACAAAAUAUGUAAAAUAUCAAAACAAAUAUGUGUAAGUUAGCCAAAGUAGCAAUUAUGCAGAACAUUAACAAAUGUUAGUCAGUUGUACAAUGUAAAUGAUAUUACAUGCGUUUCGACAUACGUUUUUUUAAA
Messenger RNA from Mercenaria mercenaria, 1337 nucleotides. RefSeq names its product tyrosine-protein kinase SRK3-like. The record is from RefSeq and is a predicted model, not a curated record. Gene Ontology annotation, biological process: protein phosphorylation; cell differentiation; cell surface receptor protein tyrosine kinase signaling pathway. Gene Ontology annotation, cellular component: extrinsic component of cytoplasmic side of plasma membrane. Gene Ontology annotation, molecular function: signaling receptor binding; ATP binding; non-membrane spanning protein tyrosine kinase activity. NCBI's taxonomy places the organism in Eukaryota, Metazoa, Mollusca, Bivalvia, Venerida, Veneridae.